Cucurbita moschata (crookneck pumpkin) is the source of this 2406-nucleotide messenger RNA. RefSeq names its product beta-amylase 8-like. Gene Ontology annotation, biological process: polysaccharide catabolic process. The coding region runs from base 179 to 2191 and encodes 670 amino acids. The record is from RefSeq and is a predicted model, not a curated record. Gene Ontology annotation, molecular function: beta-amylase activity. Lineage: Eukaryota; Viridiplantae; Streptophyta; Magnoliopsida; Cucurbitales; Cucurbitaceae. The transcript has 10 exons.
GAGAGAUUUGUUUGUUUGCUUAAUCAGCUAUGAGCGCGAGGCAAAGGCGCGUCGUCUUGCCGGAGGCAAUGGGCGGGAAGGAUAGCUGCAAUCGGAAUUCUUAAGAGCUACUGGUUCGAACGAAUCAAUGUAAUUCGAUAUUGUUUGUAAGUAAGUAAGUUGCAAGAAUUCGACGAAGAUGAGCGGCAGCUUGAACGACGAUAGUUUCCAUCAAGAUCUUCAACCCCGAGCCAAUAAUGUUUCCGACUAUUUGUCGCACCAGCUUCAACCUCCGCCGCCGCCGCCUCGUCGUCCUCGUGGCUUUGCCGCCACCGCUGCUGCUAUAGGACAGACAACUUCCACGGCUUCUGCUACUGGCGGCAAGGCAAAGAGAGAGAGAGAGAAGGAAAAAGAGCGGACGAAGCUUCGUGAGCGCCAUCGCCGAGCCAUUACUAGUCGAAUACUGGCGGGACUCCGCCAGUAUGGUAACUUCCCCCUUCCUUCUCGCGCUGAUAUGAAUGAUGUGCUGGCCGCGCUUGCUAGGGAGGCUGGUUGGGUUGUCGAGGCCAAUGGCACCACAUACAGGCACUCCACUCCGCCUUCUCAGUCCCAAGAGGCAGCAUUUCCUGUAAGGUCAGGUGAAAGUCCUAUCUCAUCUGGUUCUUUUAAGAGUUGCUCUAUUAAAGCAGCUUUAGAUUGUCAGCCAUCUGUUCACAGAAUUGAUGAGAGCUUGUCUCCAGCAUCUUUAGAUUCGGUUGUUAUCACGGAAAGAGAUGCAAAGAAUGAGAAGUAUGCAGCUUUGAGCCCUCUUAACUCAGCUCACUGCCUGGAAGAUCAGCUUAUACAAGAUAUUCGCCCUAGGGAGAAUGAGAGUCAGUUCAGAGGCACUCCUUAUGUCCCUGUUUAUGUAAUGCUUUCAAUUGGUUUUAUAAACAACUUCUGUCUAUUGAUUGAUCCCGAUGGCGUUAGACAGGAGUUAAGUCAUUUGAAAGCACUAAAUGUUGAUGGUGUUAUUGUGGAUUGUUGGUGGGGUAUCAUAGAAGCUUGGAACCCACAGAAGUAUGUGUGGUCUGGCUAUAGAGACCUUUUUAACAUCAUACGAGAAUUCAAGCUGAAAUUGCAGGUUGUGAUGGCAUUCCAUGCAUGUGAGGGAACUGAAUCUGGUGAUGCAUAUAUCAACCUCCCACAAUGGGUUUUGGAGAUAGGGAAGGAAAACCCCGAUAUAUUCUUUACAGAUCGUGAAGGAAGGAGGAAUGAGGAUUGUCUAUCUUGGGGCAUUGACAAAGAGCGAGUUUUAAGAGGAAGAACUGGCAUGGAGGUCUAUUUUGACUUCAUGCGAAGCUUUCAUACUGAGUUCAAUGAUUUGUUUGCUGAGGGUUUUGUCUCUGCUAUUGAAGUAGGACUGGGGGUAUCUGGAGAACUAAAAUAUCCUUCUUUCUCAAAAAGAAUUGGAUGGAGCUAUCCUGGUAUUGGUGAGUUUCAGUGUUAUGAUAAGUAUCUACAACAGAGUCUGCGCAAAGCUGCUGGGCUUCGUGGUCACUCAUUCUGGGCUAGAGGACCUGAUAAUUCUGGACAAUACAAUUCUAGACCACAUGAAUCAGGGUUCUUCUGUGAACGAGGUGAUUAUGAUAGUUACUACGGGCGCUUUUUCCUCCAAUGGUAUGCGCAGAUGCUGAUAGAUCAUGUAGAUAAUGUUUUGUCUCUUGCAAGCCUUGUCUUUGAGGAAACAAAAUUUAUCGUUAAGAUUCCUGCAGUUUAUUGGUGGUACAAAACUUCUAGUCAUGCGGCAGAGCUCACAGCUGGGUUUUAUAACCCCUCUAACCAAGAUGGUUACUCCCCUGUUUUAGAUGUUCUGAAGAAACACUCUGUAAUAGUCAAACUCGUAUGCUCUGGCAUGCCAGUUACUGGUCAGGAAGUGGAUGAUGCAUUGGCUGAUCCAGAAAGUUUGAGUUGGCAGAUUUUAAAUUCUGCUUGGGAUCGAGGCUUAGCUGUAGCCGGUGAAAAUUCCCUUUCGUGCUAUGACAGAGAAGGACAUAUGAGAAUUAUUGAUAUGGCAAAACCGAGGAAUGACCCUGAUCGCCAUCGUUUCUCUUUCUUUGCAUAUCGUCAGCAGCCUGCUGAUUUGAUUCAAGGAGCGGCUUGCUUUCCGGAGCUGGACUACUUCAUUAAGUGCAUGCAUGGCGAGAUAGUAGACGAUUUGGUGCCCUGUUGAAGUGCAAAAUUCUUACUCAUACAUGGAUUGCAAACUGUAGCUACCGUUCUAGACAUGUUCAGGUAAAUUAUUGUCAUCUCAAACCUCGUAAAGAGCAUAGUGAUUGUAAAUUUCAUCUUCUAUGCGUCGUUUUUUAAGUUGCUGCCUUUGAAUGAUGAACCCAUUAGAGUUUGUUAGUGACCGUUCAGCUGGGAAAAUUUAGUUGGUUUAAAAUA